Emericellopsis cladophorae is the source of this 1704-nucleotide messenger RNA. RefSeq names its product Acyl-CoA synthetase family member-like protein. The transcript has 2 exons. Gene Ontology annotation, molecular function: medium-chain fatty acid-CoA ligase activity. Gene Ontology annotation, biological process: fatty acid metabolic process. NCBI's taxonomy places the organism in Eukaryota, Fungi, Ascomycota, Sordariomycetes, Hypocreales, Bionectriaceae. The coding region runs from base 1 to 1704 and encodes 567 amino acids. The record is from RefSeq and is a predicted model, not a curated record.
AUGAUGACUCUGCCAAGAUUGCCUAUACUGGAGGCCGUUUCAAGGCACGACGCAUCCACAACCGCUGUGGUACAUGCAAAGUCAGGACGAAGCUUCACGUACGGAGAGCUCUUGGGUGACGUUGGCAAGGCGAGGGACAGACUCAAAGAGGCCUGGGGCGGCAAAGAUGGGAAUGGCGAGAGAGUGGCGUUUCUUGUCGAAAACAGCUAUGACUACGUUGUGACCUUGCUCGCCUGCUUGGCCGCGCGAUCCAUCGCUGUACCGCUAUCACCUGCCUUUCCCGCGCCAGAGCUGCAAUACAUCCUCAACCAAAGCGAAGCAUCCCUUCUUCUCUCCUCGGCCAAAUUCGCAACGAAAGCGGAGCAAGUCCUCGAGACAGAAUUGCUCUCAAAGCCAACGCAUGUCGCGCUACCGAAACAUCAAGGCGGAGGGCCCGACACUGGGGCGAUAACGUGGGAUGAGUCUGGUCCUGGCGAGGCAGGUCUCAUGCUCUACACAUCUGGCACGACAAAUCGACCAAAGGGGGUCCUUUUACCGCAAGCCACGCUCACGGCGCAAUGCCAGUCGCUGCUGCGCGCUUGGUCAUACACGCCUAGCGAUCACCUGCUGCACGUCCUGCCGCUCCAUCACAUCCACGGCACCGUCAAUGCGCUCCUCACCCCCUUGCUUGCCGGGUCAACCAUAGAAUUCCUCUUCCCAUUCAACGCGGACGCAGUAUGGAACCGUCUGGCUGCCCCAUUCCUACCUACGAACGGGCACCCUACCCAAAGGGAAAGGAUCACCUUCUUCACCGUCGUACCCACAGUGUACUCGCGCCUCAUUGCGACUUACAAGCUCAUGAGCCCAGAGAUGCAGCAAGCAGCCAGCGCGGCCGUCAGCCCCGACAACAUGCGCCUCAGUAUAUCCGGCUCGGCCGCUCUGCCCACACCCAUCAAGUCGGCGUGGCGCACACUGAGCAAGGGCAAUGUUCUCUUGGAACGAUACGGUAUGACAGAAGUCGGCAUGGCGCUGUCUUGUGGCCUUGAUCCCGCAGACCGCGUCGAUGCUAGUGUUGGCUGGCCCUUGCCCUCUGUGCAAGCGCGGCUCGUCGACGUUGACACCAACGAGAUCAUCCACGAAGGCGCGGAGGUUGAUGCCGAAACCGGCAAGGAGCGCUCAGGAGAGAUCCAGCUUCGUGGGCCUACAAUCUUCCAGGAGUACUGGCGGAAUCCCGCAGCUACGGCUUCCGAGUUUGUGGAGGGGGAAGAUGGUCAAGGAAAAUGGUUCAAGACGGGUGACGUGGCCGUGCGGCGUCCCGUGCCCAGCGCGGCGCAGAGCCAGGACUGGACAAAGGGGCCUUUAUACUUUAUCCAGGGGAGGAAAUCCGCAGAUAUCAUCAAGACAGGCGGAGAAAAGGUCAGCGCGCUCGAGGUGGAACGCGAGUUGCUAUCCUUGGAUGAGGUCGCUGAAGUCGCUGUCGUCUCGGUGCCGAGCGGCAAAUGGGGCCAGAAGGUCGGCUGUGUCAUCGUGCUGGACAAGGAUUUCGCGCAGCAGUGGAAGCCGAUGGACAUGCGAAGAGCAUUGCGCGACCGCCUGGCGAACUACAAGAUCCCUCAGGUCAUGAAGAUAGUGGAUGAGAUCCCCAGGAACGCCAUGGGCAAGAUCAACAAGAAGCUACUGGUGCAGGUCACCUUCAAGGACGAGCACAGUGGAGACGAGAUGUAA